AUGAACUCAAGCCAGAACCCGGAUCUCCUUUCCGCGUUGAGUAUGAUUGAUCCUCGUUACUUGAUGAAUCCUUUGUUUUCUGACCCUGCGGCGUUAAGCUUUCUCCAGAAUCAUCCAGCAUUCCCUCUACAACAAAACAACGGCGGAGGGAAGGUGCUGAACAAUCUGCAUCAGAAUUCGUUCAGAAUCACGGAUCUGAUUGAUAAGAAUCGAUCUGAAUCCACUUCUGGGAGCAGUGACAAGGCUAAUACUAGUGGGGAGAAUGGUAAGAGCAUUUAUUUUUUAGGGUUUAAGGAGUUUUACUAAAACAAUUUUUAAGUUUUUUUAUUUUUUUACCUAAAAACUCUAUAAACAACGUAUUUUACCUAUAAACCCAAACUUUCGGUUCAUUUACCGCGACCGCCGCAUUAAUUACCAGCUUAAUGUACUCGUAUAUUGUUCGAACAUGGUGUUAAUGACACCUGUCCGCGGUUAAUCCCACCAAAUUUUUGAAACCCGACAUCGUGGCGCCACGGAAAUGGCGUCGGCUUCACACAAAUUAAUGUACUCAAACGAUAUACAUAUACUGCUUAUCCCGUCGUAUAAUUGUUAAUAUACCUACAUAAUUGGCAGUAUAAUUGUAGAUACUCUGAGUAAUUUGUACUGUAAUCGGCAACGUUUUUUUAUCGCAAUAAUAUUCCCCUUUUGAUUGGAGAAACACAAACAAAACGGUUUACGGUAGUUCAAGGGGAAGUGCGAGAGUGGGAGGAGGAUGGAGAGUGGAAGGGAGUGCGAGAGUAAGGGGAAGCGGAGAGUGUGUGAAGUGAGGGAAAAGCAAUUUAGAAACCAAAAAAAAAUUUAGUUUUUAAUUUAGGUAACAAAAAUUUUUAUUUUAAAAGUUUUAAUUAUAAAACUCAAUUUAAUUAUUAAAAUAAGUAAGUUUAAACUUUCGUUUUAUUGCCUAUACCUACUUUUUACUUUAUCAAUUUAUAAAAAUAAGAAUUCAGUUUUUGUAUAAACACAAAAUUGGCUUGAAGAUUAAUUAUGCAAAUUUUCUCAACUUCCCAGCAUGAAAUUUGAAUCAGUUCGGCGGAUAAUCGCUAAACACAAAAAAGCCAAAAUUCCCGAAAAAAAAUUAAUUGAAAAAUUACACUCUGUAAACUGACCUUUUCAGCUUACUGUGGCUAAAAUUAUUUUUAUUUUAAAAUCUUUUUAUUUUUUGAAAAUUGUUUUUAAAAAAAUAAUAAUUAUUGACAUUUAAGCUUCCUUAUCAUUAAUUUAAUCUUACAGACUCUCUAGAAGACGAAGCCUCAGAAAACGGUGGAUUAUCCGAACUUAACUGGAGCCAAGAUCACCGUAACACAUCCAGAAGCCCUGAUUCUACUCCUGGAGUCCAUGGAUCGAAGAAGGCGAGGAAAGCAAGAACUAUCUUUACAGACAAACAAUUACAAGAGCUUGAGACCAUGUUCGAGAAACACAAGUAUUUGACAGUACCUGUUAGGAUGGAGCUGGCUCAGCGAAUGGGCCUCAGUGAUACUCAAGUUAAGACGUGGUACCAGAACAGAAGGUAAGGUGUUUCAAAAAUACAGUAGGGUAUUUUAGAAUAUUUUUACCUUAUAGAAAACUAAAAAUAAAAACUUAAAAAAUAGCAAAAACUUUCUUUACAAAACAAAAACCAGUUUGACAAACUCACCCAUACCAAACCUGCUAAUUAGGGGCUUAAUUGGCUACAGUAGCCAUCUCACAUUAACGCCGAGUUUAUUGUCUUUUCUCAUCCAUAUUGUUCCCAUCUCAUUUACAGUACUCAAUUAAUUUCUUUAUUAAUCUACUCAUGCUAAUUGACAUUUGACUUUCUUAUUGUUAUUAGUCGCUAAGGGUCGGUAAUUGGCUGGGGAUGGGAAGGGCAUGGGUUUAAGGGAGUGCUACUGUAAGCUUGGUUGUUUUGUACUGGUACAUUGAAGGAGAGAGUUGGGGAAGGGGGGGGGUGAGUGGGUAAAAACUUUGUUUGGAUGAACACGCUAUAUCAAAUAAAAUUUAAAUUUAAAAAAAAUUAUCAUUCCCCACCCCAUACCACCAGAUUUUGAUUUUAAAGGCUCCUUAGUAACCGUUUCUACCCCCUGACGCCAUAUUUUGUUUUAAUUAGGCGGUUAAUUACCAGAGUAAAGACUGUUGACAUCUUAUAUCCAUUAAUUAACCCUCUUCCGGCGCUUCCCCCCUGCCCAUAAAGAGAAACACGCGAUUCGUUGGCAAAUGGCGACAUUGGGAAUAAAUUAACGUCGGGGAUUAUUAAAAGACAAUUAAUUGAAAGUAAUAUAAUAUUUGAUGUGUAAUAUGAGGGCUGAAGCGCGGUUAAGUGGGGUUAGUCAAAGGUCAGGGGGUAUUGUUUUGGAAUUGGUUACAAAUUGAAUGGCUAUACGGUAAUUGGAGGGGGGGAGAAGGGGAGGAGGUGUGAAAUUGAGAUGACAAAACUUGAAAAGAUACCAAAAAUUAAAAAAUUACAAUAUGUACAAAAAAACUAAAUCUUUUGAUUUCAGAACAAAAUGGAAGCGUCAAUCGGCCGUCGGCGCUGAUCUCUUCCAAGAACCCGGCAACCUGGCCGUUAUCCAAAACCUGCUAAGAACCAAUCCCUACUGGUCCCAACAAGCCAUGGCCAACCCCACGCUCUUCCCUUUCCUAGGCCAAAGAUUCAUGCCAAAUCUUCUAGCUAGCCAACCAGCUGCGACAACUUCACCCACCACUACUCAGCCUUCAGUCCCGAAUCCAUUUAUGCUGUUCGCUGGACUAAAUCCUCAACUAUUCCAAAAUAUGGCCAAUGGGCAGACUCAGUCCAGUUCGGCCAACAACUCAAGUCAUUCUAGUCCUGUACCUCAAACCGCGACAUCUGAAGGCAACGAAAGUCCGGAAGCCAAAGAGUUAAAAGAUGAAGAUAAGGUCUCUGAAUAG
Messenger RNA from Bursaphelenchus okinawaensis, 2922 nucleotides. The record is from the annotation of a GenBank genome assembly. NCBI's taxonomy places the organism in Eukaryota, Metazoa, Nematoda, Chromadorea, Rhabditida, Aphelenchoididae.